AUGAUUGCAUCUUCGACUUUAUCCAAUUUUCAUCAUCAAUAUGAUGAAGAAAUUUCUUCACAAAGUUUUGAGAGACAUGGACGACCACGACGACGACGAUCGUUUGCUUCCUGCUUGUUGAAUCGUGUGACACCAAGACAGGAACGACCAAAAACUCAGAGUUCGAUUCGGAAACGAAUUCGAGUGAAUCAAUUGCGAAGGAAAAUGCAUUAUGAAAUGAAUCAUCAAGAAGAAGAGGAAGAUGACCAUUCUUUGCCACCACAACAUUCUUAUCCAGUACCAACAUCAUCCACACCAUCAAUUCUUUCGAAUAUCAUGUCAUCGACUAGUCCGCACACUCAUCCCUCUCCCCAUCAAAUGCCAAAUGUCACUCAACCCAAUACACUGUUCUUACAACAAACCAAACAAGUAGUGACUCAAUUCUUUGAAAGCUUGCUUCAAUCCAAGGAAGCUCUCGAAGGUAAAAAGUCUAUCCAAAUGACCAACGAAGACAAGGAAAGGAUUGCACAAGAAAUUAUUUCAACCCCAAUUUUAAUGCAAAAACUGACAAGUGUCAAAUCAUUGUUUCAUUUUGAGAGUUUUGUGAAGGAAGAUCGAGAAAUAUUUAUCAUGGUUUCAAAUGUUACACAACCAAGAUCGAUUUACUUGUCUUGCUUUCCUUUAAUAAAUCAGCAAAAUCAACAAUGA
This is a messenger RNA of Naegleria fowleri, 687 nucleotides long. RefSeq lists its product as uncharacterized. The transcript has a single exon. The coding region runs from base 1 to 687 and encodes 228 amino acids. The record is from RefSeq and is a predicted model, not a curated record. Lineage: Eukaryota; Heterolobosea; Eutetramitea; Acrasida; Naegleriidae.